Molecule: messenger RNA, 550 nt
Organism: Paraglomus occultum
Lineage: Eukaryota; Fungi; Glomeromycota; Glomeromycetes; Paraglomerales; Paraglomeraceae
Source: the annotation of a GenBank genome assembly
AUGCCGAGAGUAGGUGGAACAUCUCGAGUUUUGCGAAGCCACCGACGGUCUCCCGCGCUCAUAAGAAUUCCAGAUUGCCGUUGCCCUAGGUGUAUAAGGGGCCGUCGAGCGACAAUUUAUGAUUUAUACGAUGUCCUUGUCAUCGAUUCGCUCGCUAUCGGCCAAGACGGGCAAUUGCACGGAACACUUGGUACAAUACGUCUGUGUUGCAGAGACGGCAUAUCAAUUAGCAGUCGCCUCUACUUAGGCCGUAAUAAGACUUUGAUGGAAUUGCUUUUGUCCGGGCGAACGCAACUCUAUCCCGUGUCGUUUUCGGGUCAUAAAAAACACUUUCGCCGUCGCUAUUCCCGAGGAGGGAUACGCGAGGUGUUAUAUCUGUUUGGGGGACAUCACGAGGAAGACCAGCUUCCGGUGCUAGCAUAUAAAAAAACCCAAUCAGGGCAUGCAGAUAUUGGAUUUUUAUUAUUAUCAUGGUAUUGGUGUGGGCAAAGCGUUUGUGAAGCAGCAGAUAUGGGAGUUUCAGCUAGCACAUUCAAAAGAUUUUGGAUCG